AUGUUUCUCAUUUCUUUGUUGUUUGUAGCAUUUGCUGCUUUAAGUUACUUUGCUUUUGGUGAAGAAACUCAAGGGGUUAUCACUACCAAUCUUGGACCAGGCAUGAUAAGUGCUUUAGUGCAGUUGGGUCUUGGCAUCAACUUGUUCUUUACUUUCCCAUUGAUGAUGAAUCCAGUGAACAAGUUGGUAGAGAGACGGUUGUGGAAUUUUAAGUACUGUUUGUGGUUAAGGUGGUUGUUGGUGUUGGCGGUAAGUUUGGUGGCAAUUUUUGUGCCUAACUUUGCAGAUUUUUUAUCACUUAUUGGUAGUAGCGUCUGUGUUAUUCUUAGCUUUGUGUUGCCAGCUACGUUUCACUAUUUGGUUUUCAAAGAAGAGAUAGAUUGGAGGUGUCUGGUUUGUGAUGGGGCAAUUGUGGUUUUUGGGUUGGUUAUUGCAAUUACAGGAACCUGGUCUUUGUUAUCACUACAAUUAAGAGUAAGAAGUUGA
This is a messenger RNA of Vigna angularis (adzuki bean), 486 nucleotides long. Its product is annotated as amino acid transporter AVT3C-like. Gene Ontology annotation, cellular component: vacuolar membrane. The coding region runs from base 1 to 486 and encodes 161 amino acids. Gene Ontology annotation, biological process: amino acid transmembrane transport. The record is from RefSeq and is a predicted model, not a curated record. NCBI's taxonomy places the organism in Eukaryota, Viridiplantae, Streptophyta, Magnoliopsida, Fabales, Fabaceae. Gene Ontology annotation, molecular function: amino acid transmembrane transporter activity. The transcript has a single exon.